CGGAGUAAGUGUUUCGUUGUCGUGAGUGACACGAGUUAUACCGUGCCGAAAGCAUGAAGUGGCAUAUAAUAUUAGCAGCAUUGGCUGCUUUAAUUAUUACUGCAUAUGCAGAAGAAGAGGAUGAAGCUGCAAAGUUAUUAGUAUCAAAACAACUUCUUAACAAAUAUCUUGUAGAAAAUAUGGACAUUGUAAUCAAGUAUACAGUUUACAAUGUUGGCAAUGCAGCUGCAUUGGAAGUUGAAAUCACAGAUAAUUCUUUCCAUCCUGAUCAUUUCACCCAUGUGAGUGGAGAAUUAAAUGCAAGGAUAGAUCGUGUCCCACCUUACACAAAUGUUAGUCAUACAGUUGUUGUAAGGCCACGAAAAUUUGGAUAUUUCAAUUUCACAUCAGCAGAAGUUUUAUAUAGACGUAAGGAAGAUGCUGGUAGUUUACAGUUUGCUGCAAGUAGUGAACCUGGUGAAGCAGUAAUUGUAUCAUUUAGAGAUUAUGAUAAGCAAUUUUCUUCUCAUGUGAUUGAUUGGGCUGCAUUUGCUGUGAUGACAUUACCUUCAUUAGCUAUUCCUUUUGCACUAUGGUAUUCUAGUAAAAGUAAAUACGAAAAAUUACUUAAAACUGCAAAAAAGCAUUAA
Messenger RNA from Habropoda laboriosa, 629 nucleotides. RefSeq names its product translocon-associated protein subunit beta (gene SsRbeta). The coding region runs from base 54 to 629 and encodes 191 amino acids. The transcript is spliced from 4 exons. The record is from RefSeq and is a predicted model, not a curated record. Gene Ontology annotation, cellular component: endoplasmic reticulum; membrane. NCBI's taxonomy places the organism in Eukaryota, Metazoa, Arthropoda, Insecta, Hymenoptera, Apidae.